UCGCCAUCUGCACGUCACUCCCAAACUUUUCCUUCCUGCGCUCGGGGAGUCAGGUUGACGCGUCCUGGAUGCGGGGCUUGAGGCGCGGGGCUGGGCGCGCUCCCGCGGAGCCGGAGCCGCAGAGGCUUCGGGGUUGGACUCGGGCUUCUCAGGUAAUCUGACAUUUUAAAGAUUUUGCUCCCCCUGAAGAGGAAACAUUUUAAAGGAGCGUGGGAUGUAGAAGAAAUCUUCACGGGCCUCUCCAAGGAUGGCAGGCCGACCCAUCCCUCGCUGAGACCAUGAUCGCUUCUAAUCUCCUGGGUGUCUCCAUGUUCUCCAGCGAGAAUUUUUCCAUUUCAUUUUGUGCCAUGGGAAAAACCUGAAGGACAGGCAGAAUUGCUCCCACACAUGUGGGCUUUUCUUAAGAUUGCAGUAGCUCUUACAGAACAUGACAGUUGGAGAUCACUUCUUUUUGUUGUCUUUCAGAGUUGAACCAAAGAAGGCCCUUCCUCAUCCUCCAGGGCUUUGGUGCCUGCUCAUUUUUAUAUUGUUUGUUUCCAUUGCUUGUGCCUUAAAACCAUCUUAUCUAAUUGAAAGACAUCCUUAAAGUUUUUCCAGCACAACUUGCAUGCAUCCGGGCUCCUCAGGGGCUCGCCCAUGGCUCUGUGGGCCAGCUGUCCAAGGGCAUUACCAUGAGGCACUGCAUUAAUUGCUGCAUACAGUUGUUGCCCAACAACGAGCACAAACAGCAAGUCGGCUGCGGAGGAGGCCCCCUUCAUGGUCACCCGGAGUGCCCUGCGUGCAAAGGAGAGAACAAAAUUGUGCUCCGGGUGGACGGUAAGCAGAUGAACUUGCUUGCUGUUCUCGAGGUGAGGGCCGAGGGGAAUGAGAGCUGGGGCAGGUUUCUGCGCUUCAAGAAGGGGAAGCGAUGUAGCCUCGUGUUUGGACUGAUGAUCAUGACCUUAGUGAUGGCAUCUUAUAUCCUUUCUGGGGCCCACCAAGAGCUUCUGAUCUCUUCACCUUUCCAUUACGGAGCUUUCCCCAGCAAUCCCAGCUUGAUGGACGGAGAAAACCCUAGUGACAUGAAAGAGCAUCAUCACCAACCCUCUGUAAAUAAUAUUUCAUACGUCAAAGACUACCCAAGCAUUAAAUUAAUUAUCAACAGCAUCACAGCCAGGAUAGAAUUCACGACCAGGCAGCUCCCAGACAUAGAAGAUCUCAAGAAGCAGGAAUUGCACAUGUUUUCAGUAAUCCCCAAUAAAUUUCUUCCAAAUAGCAAGAGUCCCUGUUGGUACGAGGAGUUCAUGGGCAGGAACACCACCGACCCGUACCUGACCAACUCCUACGUGCUCUACUCCAAGCGCUUCCGCUCCACCUUUGACGCCCUGCGCAAGGCCUUCUGGGGCCACCUCUCCCACGCCAGCGGGAAGCACUUCCGCCUCCGCUGCCUGCCGCGCUUCUACAUCAUCGGGCAGCCUAAGUGCGGCACCACCGACCUCUACGACCGCCUCCGGCUGCACCCGGAAGUCAAGUUCUCCGCCAUCAAGGAGCCCCACUGGUGGACCCGGAAGCGCUUUGGGAUUGUCCGCCUGAGAGAUGGGCUUCGGGACCGCUACCCCGUGGAAGAUUACCUGGACCUCUUUGACCUGGCCGCACACCAGAUUCAUCAAGGCCUGCAGGCUGGCUCUGCAAAUGAGCAGAGCAGGAUGACUAGAAUCAUUAUCGGGGAGGCCAGCGCCUCCACCAUGUGGGACAACAACGCCUGGACCUUUUUCUAUGACAACAGCACAGAUGGAGAGCCGCCCUUUCUGACCCAGGACUUCAUCCACGCCUUUCAGCCAGACGCAAAACUGAUCGUCAUGCUCAGGGAUCCUGUGGAGAGGUUAUACUCCGACUAUCUCUACUUUGCAAGUUCGAACAAAUCUGCCGAUGACUUCCAUGAAAAAGUGACGGAAGCUCUGCAGCUGUUUGAAAAUUGCAUGCUCGAUUAUUCCUUGCGUGCCUGCGUCUACAACAACACGCUCAACAAUGCCAUGCCUGUGAGGCUCCAGGUCGGUCUGUAUGCUGUGUACCUUCUGGACUGGCUCACUGUCUUUAACAAAGAACAGUUCCUCAUUCUUCGCCUGGAAGACCAUGCAUCCAACGUCAAAUACACCAUGCACAGGGUCUUCCAGUUUCUCAACCUCGGGCCCUUAGGUGAGAAACAAGAGACCCUGAUGACAAAGAGCCCCGCAUCCAACGCGCGGCGCCCCGAGGACCGGAACCUGGGGCCCAUGUGGCCGGUCACCCAGAGGAUCCUGCAGGACUUCUAUGGGCCCUUCAACACCAGGCUGGCACAGGUGCUCGCCGACGAGGCAUUCGCCUGGAGGAAGACCUGAGGGCCGAGCUCCUGCGGCGGGUUCCACUGUACCAUGACAGAAGAGUCUCUUUGAGGGUGGGGGGCCCUUUUACUCACAGCGUGGAGAAAACCCUGAGAUUCUUCUUCCCCUCCCAGGCACGUGUUUAGUGUAAGCAUUUGUGGUGUGAAAUAACCUGGCAACUGACCCUUCAUGGAACUCCCCCAUCCGAGGCCACUGGAAACUCCACUGGGGAAACUGAUCCCUCCUGCACCAGAGCGGCCAGGCUGCGGGGGAGGUCACGCCACCAUGCCGGAGGUCAUGUCACCACGUCAGGGUCACGUCACCAUGCUGGAGGUUAUGUCACCAUGCCAGAGGUCACAUCACCAUGCCGGAGGUCAUGUCACCAUGCCAGAGGUCACGUCACCACACUGGAGGUCAUGCCACCACGCUGGAGGUCAUGCCACCACGCUGGAGGUCAUGCCCCAUGGUAGAGAUCACACCACCAUUCUAGAGGUCGCGCCACCACGGUAGAGGUCACGCCACCAUGCCGGAGUCACGCCACCAUGCCGGAGGUCACGCCCCCACGCUAGAGGUCACUUGCACUUCCAUUCAGUUCUGAAACACCAUUCAGAUCAGUACCUUCAUUUGGGCAGAGAAUGGAGGCUCUUUCCCUUUUUCCUUUUACUCCAAAGUCCACCCUUUAUUCUCUUCGGAUGUAAACCCUGUUCCCUUUACUUGUAUGAGAGAGAAAAAGCAGUCGAACUUUGGUAGCACAUUCGUUUCUCGGACCAUCUCCCAUUCUGUCCUUGCUUUACUUAGGUUUAACUAGAAAAUGAAUGUUUAAAACCACUUUCUGCAUUUCGUUAGGCAUAGCUCUCUUUUCUGCCUCUUAAUGUGUUUCCUCCAGAGUUUUUUCAGUUUAUAAUUGGAAGGGAAGUUUUUGCUGUUAAUUCUAGACUGAGCAACUUCCAAGAAUUGAACUCUUUAUGGGAAAUCUGGGUAUCUUGGACUCUCCUCAUGCACUCAAGGUCACUACCAGGCCUGGAGGGUGUUUUAAGUUUUAGUUCUGGCCACAGACACACUCCGUUGCUCUGCUUUCCCCGAGUGAGCUCUUUACCACAUUCUCCACCACAUGUGGCCAGAGGCCCUUACUGUGUUCACAGACUACAAGAUGCUUGUGUUCUGUUUCAGAAACACAGUGAGCGAGCUAUACGUGGGCCGAGCAUGGUAUGCUGGGAUUCUUAAUGGCAAUUUCUGGGCCCCUCGGCAAUUUGGUUUCCCAAUAGAUGGAGUAAAGGUCUCGUCAUUUCUUGGAAGUGAAGGGGAGAGAUUGAAGAGGACCCUGGAGCGCACUUGGCACCCAGCCCCAGGUGGGACCUUGAUGAGACUUCGCCCUGGAGUGUUUUCAAGGGAAGCUUCCUGCGAACCAGAGCCCUCUGGUCAAGGUCCCUUAACGCCAAAGUCAGAAAGUGCAGGUGUCUUCGUGUCCAGCCAUCGCUCGCAGACAUGCGGGUUCGCUCAGCUGUCCAGCCCUGGCACCACUGUCUUUCUGCCAUCAGGAGGUGGGACACGCAGCCCAUCUGACAGCAUGCAGAGGGCCAUAUGGACGGCCGAGCCGUUUCUGCUCCCGAAGGGGCUGUGUGCCCUGAGACCCGCUUUGUGGGACAAUGCCCCCUUUCCCUUUCCCUCACAGCUAGCAGGUGGAGCGGGGCUGGCGGGGGAGUCUGGCCUGAGCCCGGGGGGCCGCGGGAGAUAUCACUCCAGCGUGCAUGUGUAUUUAUCUGCAGUGGAGGGUGUGUGCGCGCGCGUGGGUGCCUCUUCUGAGUGGGCUCCCUUCCACUUCUGUUGCUGAUGAGGCGCCUCCGCUCUGGACACAGCCUUCUUGUGGAUUAAUUUCUCUGCCUACAAACUUGUCACUUCCAGUACACGUUUUGCUAUUCUACUCCAACCACCGCGACGACAAAGGAUUUUUCCUACACACUCCUAUGCAUGUGAAUAACAUGUAGUGUAAUUCUGCUUCUUACAGAAGUAUUACCGGAGCUAUUAUUUCCAAUAUUAUCUGGUUUAUUCUACAAAUUUUUUUGUAUAUGCAGGCCCAGCCCUUCGCGCCCAUCCGUGCCAUCCAGUUUCUUUCGAGGAGCCAUCUCUGGAGGGUGUAUCUGUCACCUCUACUUUGUCGCGUUCAGGCCCGGUUCUCGUUGACGGCCCGGGCACCGUUCCAGACGGCGGCCCUCGAGCCUGUUGUCCAAAACCAAAGUGAAAGGGAGCAUUUCUCACGACCUGGUAUCGAAGUGACUUUGUGUCCCCAAAGUUGCGUGUUGGACUGUGUUCAGUUGUACACCCUUAGUAGUGGCAGGCAUGUUACAUGAGCCAUGGUCACGCUGUACUUUUAUUCAUAUUUAACAUUAAAUGUGGACCCCUGUGACCUGUC
Molecule: messenger RNA, 4749 nt
Organism: Callorhinus ursinus (northern fur seal)
Lineage: Eukaryota; Metazoa; Chordata; Mammalia; Carnivora; Otariidae
Gene: CHST15
Product: carbohydrate sulfotransferase 15
Biological process (GO): hexose biosynthetic process
Molecular function (GO): N-acetylgalactosamine 4-sulfate 6-O-sulfotransferase activity
Source: RefSeq, a predicted model, not a curated record